GAGCUUCCAGUGCGGCGGCAGGAGAGGCCUCCAAGGACAAGAGCCACGACGAGCAGCUCGCCAAGGUGCAGCACUACCGUGCCAAGCUGGCGGAGCUCAGGAAACUCGCCGAGGACCCGUUCAUGGAGGAGUCCCUGCAGCCGCAGGUGGCGCAGCUCGACGACAAGCUCGCCGCCGAGCAGGCAGCAUUGGAGACAGGAGUGCCGCGCUGCUUCGCCGAGUGCAGAGUGGUACGAGACAGGAACAGAGUCGCGGAGCAGAAGAACAAGUGCCAGCAACGGAUCGAGGCGCUCCAGGAGCAGAGAGAGGCGCUCGACGAGAAGCUCGCCGACGAGCGCAGUAAGCUGGGCAAGUUCGACAACAAGCUCGAGACCUUGGACAAGAAGAUCAAGGAGUUGGCCGUCCCUGCUCCAGGGGAAGGAUGGGCAGCAACGCUCGCCUUCCUUGAGCAGGCCGAGCGGUGCUUCGACGACGACGGGAGCGAGAAACGGGAGCAGCUCGCCGCCGCCGUCGCCCACGCCAAGGAGCAGAAGGCACAGGAGGAAAAGCGGGCCAAGCACGCCGAGCGCCACAAGAAGGCCAGGGCGGAACAGGCCCGCGCGACCAAGGAACGGGCAGGCAACGCCGACAACCGCAAGCGGAGCUGCCCCGAGGGCCCACCCAAGGAGGACUUCCUCGAACCCCCCGCGGGCGCCAACGAGCACGACAUCUGCAGGGCCCUCGUCGGCGCGGGGGUCACGCCUGACCAGGCUGGGAGGGUGGUUGCUCCUCUUAACUUGCUGGUGGGCGAGCUGCAGAAUGGUCGCGCCCUCACCGUCAGCAAGACGCAGUGGGUGCAGCAGCGCGGGGACGCCAUCGUCCUUGGCCAGGAGCUGCAGGCCAGCGGCACGCAGCUCGACUUCUUCCAGACCCGCAUGCGCAGGGAGGGCUGGCACAUCGGGGUGGUGAGCAGCGCGAAGACCACAGCUGGUCACAGCGCUGGAGUUUUGAUAGCGACGCCACGAAGCAGGGGCAUGGACUUCGUGCGCAAGGGGAUCAACCAGUGGGACAUCAGCCCGCGGGGGUCCAAGGGGCGACUCGCCGUGGCCUGGAUCGACGCCUGCGGCAAGGAGGGGCUCGUGCUCGGGGCCGCCUACCUGUGGAACAGCGAGGGCCUCGCGCAGAGGAACCAGCGCAUCCUGGCCAAGUGGGGCGCCACCGUGAACGCGAUCCAGAAGGAGUGGAUCCUCGGGGGCGGCUUCAACAUGGGCCCAGAGAAGCUGGAGCAGGCCGACAUCGUCCGCAAGAUGAGCGCGGCCAUCGUGCGCGACACUCAGCAGGGCAGCUGCCUGAAGAAGGACGGCACGAGGAGCACGCGCGACUACUUCAUCGUCUCGCGCGGCCUGGUCGCACCUACGCUCAAGGUGCCAGUGCACUACCAGAGCGACAUCUUGAUCAACGUGCUGUGCACGCGGACGCCGUGGCCGCUGGCGCGGCCAACGGGCUGCCCAUCGCAGCCAGUGCGAUGGCCGAAGCCGCUAGCACACAGGAAGUACACGCAUAGCCAGGUCGACGGCUGUUGGAGCGAGAUCGGGGAGGCCUACGAGAAGCACCUGAACAGGUACCACAGCUUCGAGGGCGACGACUGGAGCAAGCGGCAGGGCCACUUCGAGAAUGCCAACUACAAGCAGAAGCCGCGCAGGCCCAAGCCCUGCACCGCGGCCUUGGAGCAGCAGCAGUGGGCCGAUGCAGCCGGGUGGCUUGCGCGGCGGCUGCGCCAGCUGAGGCUUCUGGCCAGCGCAUGGCAGCGGCGGCGAGACGCGGGCGCACUACGGCGAGCCCAGCGCAUCGCGGACGGGCUCCUCGGCCACGACAUCGCCCUGCCGCUGUUCGCCGAGCGGGCCCCUGGACAGACGGCCGAGACAGGCAACGACUCGGGCGAGGAAGACGGACUGCUGGAGUCGGAGGGCGCCCCUCGGGAGGGGGCGGAAGGGGCGCAGGGCCGCCGCGCGGUCGGAGCGCCUCCCACCGAGGGCCAGCAGGACCCCAACACCUGGAACACGAUUCGCUGGCCGCUCAUCGUGCACGCGCUGCGGGACUGGCGCGUCAGCGACGUCGACGAGCGCGCCCAGAACUGCCUGGGCUUCAUCGCCGCGCUUCUGGACCUCGGCAGCAGGAGGCACUGGAAGAUGGUGCGCCGAGCGGCCGCGGCGCAGUGGCGGCAGUGGGUGACCACGCGCGGAGAACGAGGGGCAGGAGCGCUGCACAAGUGGACCAAGGCCCCCGCGCCGGCUGGAGCCGGCAGCGACCGGCUGGCAAAGCCGCCGCCCAUCACCCCGCAGCAGGUGAUCGAGGCCUGCGGCCGCUUCAAGACCAAGACGGGGCUAGGGGGGUCGGGGUGGCGCCCGAGACUCAGGCGCGAAGGGGGAAUCCAAGGGGCCGCGAGGGUGGCCAGCGCCCUCAACGCCCUGGAGGCGGGCAAGCCCUGGCCGCAGGCGCAGGACACCAUUCUGUUCUACUUGCUGGCGAAGGCGUCGGGCGGGCACCGCAACCUCGGGCUGGUCCCCGAGCUGGCGAGGCUGUGGGGGACCAUCCGCAUGCCGUGCGCCAGGGGCUGGGAGCAGAGCCACCGCAGGGGCUACGACUGGGCCGCGAGAGGGGGGUCCAGCGAGAGGGCCGCCUGGGAGCAGGCGCUGCUCAGCGAGGCCACGGUGGCCCAGGGGCUGGAGUACGCCGUCGCGUACUUCGACCUGGUCAAGUGCUUCGAGUACGUCACGCGCGAGAAGGUCUGGCAGGCAGGCGCGCGUUCGGGAUUCAACGCGGUGAUCCUGAAGAUGGUGUUGCGCAUCUACUCGAUGACGCGGCGCAUCGUGCUGGGAAGCCGCCUCGCGCCCCUCUGCCUCAAAAUGGUUAUCUUCGGGAUGCUGGACGGGGUCAUCGCCAACUUCCCGUGGGCCUCGGUCUGCCUCUUUUUCGACGGCUUGGCGGUCGCCACGCGGGGCGCGAGGCUGUUGGUGCAGUGCUGGCAAACGCAGUUGGUGCAGGCGCUCGUGGACAUGCUCGAGCAGCUGGACAUGAAGGUCUCCAAGGGCGCGGAGGGCAAGGCGGUCACCAUGGCCUCGACCACCGCGUUGCAGGACGGCCUCGCCAGGCGCGUGCGCCCGCUCAGCAUCAGGAUGGUGCGCCACGCCGACCACCUCGGCGUCGCCACCGCGGCAGGCAGGAGAAGACGCGUCAGCGCCUUCAGCAAUAGGGCCAGCAAGUGCGCGGCGCGGCCAGAUCGCAUCGCCCGCAUGCGCCGCGCAGGUGGGCCUGCGCAGGCGAUCAGCAGACAGGGGAAGGCGCCGUCGGCGAUGUACGGGGUGCAGGCCAUGGGCAUGGCCAACGCCACCCUCGCCUCCCUGCGGCAGAGCGUGGCGACCUCCUUCAGGGGCAGCACCAUGGGGAGGUCAACGCCGCUCACGCUGCUUGCGCAGGGCGCCGACCCCGCCAUCCGCGCCAACGCGGAGCCGUUGGUCAACUGGGCCAUGGCGUGGCAGGAGGUAGCCAACCAGGACGGCCUCCAGGCGCAGCUCCAGAGUGCGUGGAAGAAGUGGGUGCUACGAGUGGGGCGGGCAAGAGCCCCAUGGCAGCAGGUGCGAGGGACCGCAGGGGCCUUCAUCGCCACUGUGCAGAGGCUGGGCUGGGAGACGCUCGCGGCGCACAGCGUCGCCAUCGGCGAGGGGCACCUGGGCCUCAGGACGCUGCCGCUCAGAUACCUGAAGCAGCGCGUCAGCACGGCCACGGAGAACGGCCUCAAGAGCGACUGGCUGCGCAUCCACGGCGAGAAGCACGGCCUGGACAGCCUCCUCGUGGAGCCCGUCGCCGCGCUGCUCAAGAGGCUGCUGAGCAAGCAGUGGGCGCUGGAGCACCAGACGCGGGACAGCGCCUGCAAGGCCUGCCACGAGCGCGAGGGGGCGGACCGCCACAGGACGUUCGCGUGCUCGGCCAGGCAGGAACACCGACGGAGAGUGGGAGGGCACCACAUAUGCCAUCGUGGUGCCAUGACGUGGCCUGGGGCGACGGAGAAGCAGCUGGCGGCCUCCGAAGCGCUCUGGGGGAGAGGGCUCGCAGCGGACCCAGCGCUGGAGUACGACCUUUGGAACUUGCCCUCCUCGUCCACCAGCGAGGUGGAGGGCGCCUUUGACGGCCUCGUGCACGGCGACAUCUACACGGAUGGCAGCUUGCUGUACGGGGCAUACCCAGCAUUGAGAAGAGGCGGUUGGUCCUUCGUGAAGCUCGACAAUGAGCACCAGGUGGGGUACGCCAUGUUCAGGCCGUUGGAGGGGCCGCAGCACGACCAGUCGAUCUACAAGAGCGAGUUGAUGGCGGUCCUCCAG
Molecule: messenger RNA, 4358 nt
Organism: Prorocentrum cordatum
Lineage: Eukaryota; Dinophyceae; Prorocentrales; Prorocentraceae
Source: the annotation of a GenBank genome assembly